Messenger RNA from Lingula anatina, 1773 nucleotides. Its product is annotated as U3 small nucleolar RNA-associated protein 15 homolog. Gene Ontology annotation, biological process: rRNA processing; positive regulation of transcription by RNA polymerase I. Gene Ontology annotation, molecular function: protein binding. Lineage: Eukaryota; Metazoa; Brachiopoda; Lingulata; Lingulida; Lingulidae. The record is from RefSeq and is a predicted model, not a curated record. Gene Ontology annotation, cellular component: nucleolus.
AGGACUUUGCCUGAUUCUUUGCUUUUUUUAACUUGUUUUUCUCAAAUUUUGAAUAUAUAUUUUCGAUUUUUUGGAUUAAUUUACAUUCGAAAACGAGGCACUAACAAUAAAAAUGGCGACAGCCUUCAAGAAAACCCCUCUACCACGUGUACGCGAAAAGAUAACGUCUGAUGUGUCAUACUGGAAAAAUUUAGAGUUUCCAGUCACAAAUAAGGAAUUUAGUGCUGUGACACACAUAGAUUUUAGCCAAGCUGCGCCUUAUGAUUUUGCUGUUACAAGUUCUACAAGAGUUCAAGUCUACAAUUCUAGAACUAACAAACCAGACAAGACUUUUUCCAAAUUUCGAGAAGUUGCAUAUGGAGGUAGUUUCCGGGAUGACGGCAAGUUACUGGUGGCAGGCGGUGACGAAGGUGUGGUUCGACUGUUUGACGUUGAAAGGAAAGCCCUCCUCAGAGUCUUCAAGGGUCAUAAAAGUCCAGUUCAUGUCACAAAAUUUACAGCAGACAACUUUCACUUGGUGUCAGGCGCAGAUGACACGACAUUUAGACUCUGGGACAUUCCAGGGGAGAGAGAAGUGAUAUCGUACUCAGAACACCAGGACUAUAUCAGAACAGGUGUUACUAGCAGGGCAAGCAAAGACAUUGUUGUAUCAGGUUCCUAUGAUCACACAGUGAAAUUGUACGACACGCGCACGGACACCAGUGUGUUAACAGUGGACCAUGGUCAGCCAGUGGAGAGUGUCCUCAUGUACCCUGGAGGGGGACUUUUUAUUUCGGCUGGUGGCAACUACAUCAAAGUUUGGGAUGCUUUGGCUGGGGGCCGUCUGCUGACGCAGUUCAGCAAUCACCACAAAACUAUCACUUCCAUGUGCUUCAGCAGCAGCUUCAAAAGGCUUCUCUCAGGCGGAGUUGACCGACAUGUAAAAAUCUAUGAUGUUGCUACAUACCAAGUUGUUCAUACUUUGGACUACCCUGCUGCAGUUCUCAGUCUAGGUGUUGCUCCUGAUGACAGUGUCAUUGCUGUUGGAAUGGCAGACGGGCUGCUCUCUGUUCAACAUAGAAAAGCUGAGAAGGAAACGAUAACAACUCAAAAGAAAAAGAAGAAAGCAUCCUAUAAAUAUGUUCUGAGAGGAAAAACCUUUGUACCUUCAAAUGAUGAUCAUGUUGUUCAGCAUAACAGAAGAGUCCAGUUGGCCAAGUAUGACAAAUACUUUAAAAAGUUUGAGUACACCAAAGCACUAGAUGCUGCCUUAGAUCUAAGAGUACGGAUCAAGUCCCCAGAAGUAACAAUUGGUGUAAUGCAGGAGCUGAUCCGCAGGGCGGGACUGAAGGCAGCUCUGGCUGGCAGAGAUGACAAGAGUUUGGGGGUAGUCCUGAAAUUCAUACAAAAGAACAUAAGCAAUGCUAAAUUUACAGUGCCACUUAUAGAUGUUGCCAACACAGUAUUGGAUCUGUACAGUUCCCAGUUAGGCCAGUCCACAGUGAUUGAUGAGACCUUUGCCAGGUUAAAAGAGACAGUGGACCAAGAGGUCAGCUACAUCAAGCAGCUGCUGGAAGUGAUGGGCACCAUGGACACACUGUUUGCUGCCUCAGUCCACAACCAGACUAUGGUGCACCAGGAGAUAAUGCCAGGAAUAGCACAUGUUGAAGCACCAUCUUGAUAAUGUAAAGAAAUUUAGGUUUUGUUCAGCAGAGAAGAGGAGUUUGUUCUCUAUAAACUGCAGUUGGUGGCACCAAGCUCUUGAAACAACUUAUACAGUUUUGUAAUGAAUAA